AUGGCGGUGCCCGGCGCCUUCCUCGUGCCCAUCCUCCUCCUCCUCUGCGGGCUGGGCCCCUACCUUGCUGCUGCCCACAGCCCCCCAGGGGUGGAGUGUGUCCUCUUCAACGAGGAGUACCUGACCUGCACGUGGGGGAGCAGAGAGACACUCACGGCCAACUACUCCCUCUACUACUGGUAUGAGAACAGGUCCCCCGUGGUGGAGUGCAAGCACUACCUGCAGGACCAGGGCAUCAGCAUCGGCUGCCGCCUCAACCAGAGCGAGAUCAUCCAGUUCCAGCCUUUCCAUGUCCUCGUCAAUGCCAGCCUUGGCGGCAGGACCCUGGAGAUCCCCAGCGAGCGCAUGCAGCUGCAGGACCUGGUGAAACCGGAGGCGCCCGUCAACCUGACCAUCCGCAACAUGAGCAGCAACCAGCUGCAGCUGACCUGGACCUCCCCGUACCCCAAAGCCCAGUGCCUGGAGCACGCCGUCAAGUACAGGAGCAACAAGGACACCAGCUGGACGGAGCACCAGGUGAAAGGAGACGUCUUCUCCCUCCCCAGCGUGGACUAUGAGAAGUACUACACCUUCUACGUGCGCAGCAAGAUCAACAGCUACUGCGGCAGCACCCAGCUCUGGAGUGAGUGGAGUGUCCCCGUGGUCUGGGGCAGCAACUCCACCAGCAAGGGUAGGGCUACCGGUGUACCCACCCCACUGCCGUGGUGGUGCACCAGCCGGGGGUCCAUGUCACCCUGGCUCUUUCCAGGUACGGCAGAGGAGCAGCUGCACUGGUUCUGGAUCCACACGGUCUUCAUCCCCAUUGCCUCCUGCCUGCUCUUGCUGGUCCUCGUCGUCCUGCUGGUGCGCAUGGAAAGGGUGUGGGUCAUCCUCAUGCCCCGAAUCCCCAACCCCAGCAAGAACUUUGACGAGCUCUUCAUCACCCACAACGGCAACUUCCAGGAAUGGGCCGGAGUCCCCAAAGAUGUCGUGGAGAGCUUCAAGCCCAACUACAGUGAGAACAUCUGCUAUGUGAGCGAGCUGCCCCCCAAGGAGAGCUAUGAGCCCCUCUGGGAGAGCAGCAACCACCCACCGUCUGUUAUGCCUGGGGCCCUGGCUGCCCCCCGCGAGCACAGCCCCUACAAGAACAGCUACGUGGGAGUGUGACACACUCCUGCACCC
This is a messenger RNA of Aptenodytes forsteri (emperor penguin), 1161 nucleotides long. It is a transcript of the gene IL2RG, whose product is annotated as interleukin 2 receptor subunit gamma. The transcript has 8 exons. Gene Ontology annotation, cellular component: external side of plasma membrane; membrane. Bases 1 to 1146 code for a protein of 381 amino acids. Gene Ontology annotation, biological process: cytokine-mediated signaling pathway. NCBI's taxonomy places the organism in Eukaryota, Metazoa, Chordata, Aves, Sphenisciformes, Spheniscidae. Gene Ontology annotation, molecular function: cytokine receptor activity; protein binding. The record is from RefSeq and is a predicted model, not a curated record.